This is a messenger RNA of Uloborus diversus, 6301 nucleotides long. RefSeq names its product protein giant-lens-like (gene aos). The coding region runs from base 155 to 892 and encodes 245 amino acids. The transcript has 4 exons. The record is from RefSeq and is a predicted model, not a curated record. NCBI's taxonomy places the organism in Eukaryota, Metazoa, Arthropoda, Arachnida, Araneae, Uloboridae.
AGCAUAGCACGUGAAGGAGAAGAGAGAGAAAGAGAGAGUCGCAUUGCUUGUGGGAAAAAUCCGCGGUUGUGUUUAUGUGCGUGGAUUCGGUAGCAGCAGCAUCGGAGAAAAGAAACUCGGUGUUUUUUAAAGGAUUUUUUUUCCGGGGAGAGCCAUGCACGUGGUGGGAAGGCUCGCUUGGUGGUUGACGUGGCUAGUGGCUAUCUUCAGCGCCGUCAAGACCGCUAUGGUGUCCAGGUUGCCCCUCAAUUUCAGACAUAACCAUAAGAUGGCGUUCAGGAUCUUCUACCAAACUGGGAAUAAUGAAUCAGACCUCCCAGAAUGUGGUCCAAUGACUGUCUGCAACAGAGUGGAUACAUAUUCAACACCUUGGGUAGAAAGGCAAUGUCGCUGCCCAGGAAAGAAAAUUUGUUCAAUGUCCAUUGAUGCAAGAGAUGGAUAUACAGUUGUCGACAAAUCCAGACAGUUAAAGCUCUGUGAGCCGGUCAGCAGGCUACCAACCUGCCGGUACUUUCGGGACGUGGCGUGGACGUACGCCACUUAUCCGGACAACUCAACAAAGCAAACAAUGCAUUGUAUGUGCCCCAAGAACGGCGUGGGAUAUAUAUUCAAGCACGAAGUAUACAACACGCCAGAGGGACCAGCUGUACUUUAUUUUCUGGCAUGCUCACCUCAAAGCAAAAUGCGCUGCCAGAGGAAAGAGCCCUGCCGACUCUUCACCAUCAAGAAGAGGCCGGACGUAGAAGAGGUCAGUACCAACACCAUUUGCCAGUGUCCGCACGGACACCGCUGUCCGCAGCACCACAGCGAACCAUCGGUCAUCCUGUGUCCGUCCAGUUUCAGCGACGAACACAUAAGGACAUACAGUGGUUACUGCACUUCGGAGCUGUGAAGACCGUGUUUUAAACUCGUCUUGGCUUAUAAACUGUUGCAGCACAGACCGAGAGCGAGAAGAAACCAACAAAAACUGAAACUGUGUAAUUAAUACACACAAAAUGGAACACUGAUAAGCAAGUGUCCUCCUAAAAGGAUCUGUAUGACACAGAAAACUUUUCCAAAAACUUGCAGACAAAUCAAUAGUGGCGUAAAAGUUGAAAAUCGGAAUUUUAUGUAAAUUUAUUCAAGUAUUAUUUUUUCCUCCGCAAAAAUAUGCUCCUUUAACUAGCAGAAGAAUCUGAUUUAGCACCGGCUUGUUAUGGCGGAAGUGUACAGGAGCGCACCCAACUCAAAUUUUUAGAAUUUGCCGAACGGAACACCAAACCAAACUUUGCCAAAUGAAACACCAAAUCGACGAAUAAGGAAAUUUUUGGGAGGUCGCAGCGACUUCCCGUGAGCUACCAUCGGGGCAGUCUGACAUACUUUCAAGAACAAUGCUCAUAAUUCUUCUUUGAUAUCUUCUGUAACUUGAUCUGCUUAUGUAGUACUUUCAUACUAUGAGGCUUCCUAUGAGAUGAGCUGACUCAAUAUGCAUUAUAUGCUUCCCUUUGGUUUGUUGUCGACGUUCCGGCAAUAUAGUUACUACAUAGAAUAUUUUGCGCAACACCUACCUGCAGGUUCUGUCUUCCAUAAGGGGAGAAAAUGCCAUAUUAGUUAUGUCUGUUUUUUGUAGGAUCUCCAAUCAGUAGCGUUUCACAUGGUUUCAUAUUUUAUAUUAUUUACCAGUAAGCCUCAUGGGUUUUUAAUUGUAUUGUCAGUUUAACUUUGUUAACUGGUCUUCAUCCACUAUCGUAAACAAAACAUAAGCCUUAAUUCAACUAGGAGAGAAUCAAGCUUUAGUUAAGCAAUUGAGCAGCGCAGCAAGUUAAAAAUCAAUCUGGCUCUAAAUUUACAUAUUUUACAAAAUUAUAAAAAAUAAUUACCAGAAAAUAAAACUGAGUGAUUAGCCCCAUUAACGCAAAAUAGAAUUGGAGAAGUAAAUUGAAAUAUUUGAAAGCAUAUUUAUGAUUAACUAAUAUUCCAAGUAAGCUGAUUUUCCACCUUAUGGUAAAUGAAUAUUUAAAUGGCACCCGUAAUCAAUAGAUACUCAAAAUCGAAUUUUAAAUGCUCAUCUUGUUUUGUCCUGUUUCGGUAAGUUGCAGAUUUUUUCAAACAAAGUGAAACAUCAUUCUCUUCUUUUUAAAAUUUUAAGCUUUUUACGCCAUGGUUUAGAAUAAAAGUUUAAACAUGAAUAAAUAAAUAAAUAAAUAAAAAGUAAAAAAAAAACUAAACAAAUAAAUAAAUUCAUCUGUUCAAAAAAAAAAAAAAAAGUUGCGCCAAACCGAAAUAUGAACUUGAUAACAACUCAAUUUCUAAGAAAUAAAGAAGGAGAAAAGAGAAGAAUUCCAUUAAAAAAUUGGUAUACCGCUAUUGAGGAUAUUAAAACUAAGAAACAUUUUUUUGAAAGUGUAAAAAAUAGUUCAUUCACCGUUCUUCUGAAUAUUAAGAUUCACCAGAAGCUAAUUUCGGCAUUCAACACACAUUGUACAUGACAUACUCACAGUUUUUUGUGAAGCAAGACUCAAAAUAAAAACUUUAAAAUAUCGUAAGUAAAUGUUUUUUUUUUUUUUACUAUCUCCUUCACACAAAUAGACGACGUUCGCAAUCAGACUCACAAUAGAUUCAUUCCAUUUUUAUGAAUCUCACAAGUAAGAUUCCAAAAGCUCCUCCAAGAUCACGACCUUAGUGUCAGAAAUCUUGGGAAAUCCCCACUCAAGUAGCGCCUAGGUAGACUGGACACGGCCCAGUGGUCGAGGGCGGUCAGAGGUGGAGCCCUUUCCCGCCAGAUGGGGUUGGAGAGAACAAACCUUGGGAAUGACGACAGACGAUCCUUUCCCAUGCUCGCGAACCACGACGGAGCGCACCAAAACCAUUUUCUCAAAUAGGGUAAGGUUCCAGAGUUUUGAGAGAUUAUCGUUUGCGUGGGAGACUUCCGAUUCCCAGAGGGUCUUCGAGAGGAGUGUUUAGAAUGUUACGGAGGGGGUGGAGGCUGGUUUUGGGGAAGGAUGUUGAAAGGAGAGAGAAAAAAAAAUCCUAAUAGGGUGAAGACAUAUAACUAUGUAUUCCCUAUUCAAAUGAAGCUUCAUCAGAAAGAAUUAAAUUGAAGAUUCAUCCGCCGUAAAAUUCAUUUGCAAUUGUUAUCGAAGGGUGGUGGCUGGCUUUGGGGAAGGAUGUUGAAACGAGAUAAAAAAGAAAAUUCUGUCCUAAAUGGAGCGAAAGCAAAUAACUAUGUAUUCCAUAAAAAAGCAACUUCUUCAGAAGAUAUCAAAUUGAUGAUUUUAUCAGCUACAGUAAGUUAUUCACCAUAAAUGAUAGUAAAUUUCAUUUUUUUAUUUAAUUGUUCUUUUUUUCCCGACAGAACCCUUCAAUAAUCCUGAACAAUCACUAGUAGUAAAGAUAUCGGUGAAAAAUAUUACUAAUUGCUAUCAAAUUCUAGUAUUUUACAAGGUGGUUUAAUUUUUUACUUAACAUAAUUAUUUUAGAUAGAAUAAUACCCCGUUACAGUAUGUUUGAAUUUCUUAUAGCCGUUGUGCAGGACAUAAAUAAUAACACGUUUUGAGGAACAUCAACUAACCCUUAGCGCAGCUCCAGUUCUUUGAGACUCCCUGGUUCCUCCGAAACAGUGAAAAACUGCCGUAUUUGCAUAUUUCCUACAUAAGUGCAAGAAAAGUAAAAGGUUAUGAAAUUUGUACAGUUUAGUUAGUACUAUGAAUAUUCUGAGGACACCAUUUUACAACAGUCAAGAAAGUUACUAGAACCAGAGUUUUUGAUUUUAAAAUGAAAAUAUUUUAAUACAAAUUAUAAACGAAUUUCGUUAAGAAAAUUCAGAGCCCUAAAUUCAACAUUGACAUAAAUUGUUAUUUUUCAAGGAAAAAGUUUGAGUGCGUCUAAGGUAUCAAAGAAAAAGUUCAUGAGAAUUCGAAUUUGGUGAAAGAGCUCUAGUUUAAGUAAUCCAAAACUUAAACUUCAUGUUUUUAGCAUUAAGGAACAUUGACAGAAAAUUAAAAUAGCUUCAUUAGCCGAACUAAAAAGUGAUCAUUUUCGUAGCUGUAACGAAUUUUCUCGACUAAUAAAUUCUAAGGGUUUACUCCAUUUACAUAAUGUAUUAUACUGUAAUGUUACAUAAUAUACAAUUAUAUUGUUACAUAAUAGAAUUGAUAAUGAUUUCACUUACUUCGAGAGGAAAAAAAGAAACAUUGUUUGAAAUUACGAACCUUUGUUCAAAACUUAAAAUAAGAAUAAAUGUUUCAUGUACCCAAACAGAAAAUAAAUUCAAUGCAGUAACGCAUUGAAAAUGGCGCAUUUGCAAGCAAUAUCAAAAUGUACAGAAGCAAAUUGCAAUAUUAUAUGUUUAUAGUAAUGCUAUCGGCCAUUGUUAUCUUGCUUUGACCAGAUGAUUUGUAUCAUUUUGUACAAUGUUUUUGUAAAUAUUACCAUAGUAUUUUAACUGCUUUUUGGGGCAGAAAAAGAGAGGAGGAAACAUAUAUAAGUGUGCAUACGUGUGUGUUUGUGCCAUAUUUCAUUGUGUUCUGAAUUUUCAUGUCAGAUUGUCAGUUAAAUGUUUUUUUUUUUUAAAAUAAUUAUGUGUAUGAGUUCUUUUGCAGUCUUUUGAACUUUUAUGGAGCAUUAGAGAUGAACGAAUGUCUGAAAAAAUAAAUAUUACACGAAAAAAAAAAAAAAAGCUUUCCAACAUUACAUGAGCAACAAUGGUUCUUUUAGAUAAAAUGUAGCACACCAGCAGCCGUUACAUAAUUUUUAUGUAUGUCUCUUUACAAUUAUUAUUGCUUUAAGCUGUAAUGGUUUGAAAAUCAAAAUUUAACUUACUUUCCCUUAAAACUAAUUAGUUCAUUUAGGCACACCGGAUAGACAUUUACAGAAAAUUACGGAUUACAAUGGAGUCGUUUCCAAUAUUUUAAAAGCAUUUUUUUCUGAAAGAACAUGCUUAAAAACAUAGGAUCUAACCAUUUUUUAAAUAAUUUGUUAAAGUUUAAUAUUUUUAAAAAAAUACUUAAAUCGGUGUUUCAUUGUUUACAUUUCUUGCCAAUGACAUCACAAAUGAUGAAAUGCCAUUUUGUGUUGCCAUUCACUGAGCAAAAUAUUAAAUUACCUUCUUUACUCACAUGUGUUGGCAACGAUAUGGUUGAUAGCAAGCGUAGAGCGCAAUUUUAAUUCGCUUCCUGAUUAUCAUAACGUGGAAACGCGGUACAAAGAUGCGCCAAAAAGCAUCAUUUGUGACGUCAUAUAGACCUUGCGUUGUUUGAAAAAUCGGACAUUUAAAAAAAAUAAUUAAAAAAUAACUGUUGGAAAAAUGAAAGAAUUUUCUGGGUUCAUGGUUUUUUUUUUGCUUAUUCUAUCAAUUUCACUGACUAAAAGUACUACUUUUGAUUCAGAACCCCAUUCAAUGGGGUCGUUUCCGAAAUUUUAAAAGUAUUUUUUUCUGAAAGAGCAUGCUUAAAAACAUAGCAUUUGACCAUUUGAAAAAUAAUUUGCCAAGGUCUAAUAUUUCUUAAAAAUUAUUUUAAUUGUUGCGCAGAUUCAAUUUCUUUUGUCCUUAUCGAACAUUUUAAAAAAUGAACAAAAAAUUCAACGUUUUGAAAAUAAAAGAUUUUUUAUUCGCUCCAUGUUAUUAAUUUUUGGCUCAUUCUAUCAACUUUAGUGACUAAAAGUAGUAUUUUUUACUAAUGGAAACAACCCCAUUCAAUUCAAUUAAUUUUAUUUCAACCAAGGGAUUUUUUUUUUUUUACAAAAAUUCAUUUCACAAAUAAAAUAAAAGAAAAUACAUUACAAACAUCGGUAUAUUUUGCCCUGUCUAUUCGAAACUCCCUGAAUGAGUAGAUGAGAAAAGGCUAUAACAAUAGCCAGACUAGCUCCCACCAUUCAGAAAGGAACUUUUUCUUUGGGGGGGGGGGGAGUUUAUAACAUAAAAUAAUAAUUAAAAAAAAAUAAAUAUUUUCAACUUUUAAUACUUCUAUAAUUUUAACGGUAUGUUACGCAAGAUAUCAAUUUCAUUACGCAAAAUUGUUUAGAAGAGUACACGAAAUAAGAAUCAAAAAUAUUAGAAAGUUCAUGCAAAUCACAAGUAAGACUCAAAUUCAAAAUGAAAUUGGAGAUAUUCGUACACCUCUAAAGCACACAAAAUGGAUUCAUUUAUAGCGUUUAAAACGCUCCAUACUUGCACUCUGUUUAUUGUUCCAUUAUAAUUGUUAUCGUUUGUGCCAAUAAGAAUGUAGCUCAUUCAAAGAAUGAAUUUAAAAAAACAUACUGGCGACGAAUUGUUAUGUAUAAAUGUAUAGUGUACAGAAAAUAAAAAAGAAUUAAAAAAUUC